AUGAAUAAGAAGUUUGACAAUAUUACAGAUAUGGUGAAUAUAGUAAAUACAGUAGAUGUGAUGGAUGCAGUAGAUGUGAUGGAUAUAAUGAAUAUAACAGAUACAAUAGAUACGAUAGAUGCAUUAGAACUGUUUGUUGUUCAUGGAGUACAGAUAGGUGGUGGCAGCAAGGAUGCCUAUAGAAAGUUAACAUUUGAAUUAAGAAGAGUAAAAACUAUCUUGAAGUCACAAAUUUUCAUAAUCAAUAUGUUAGCCAUGAGCUUCAUAUUCGUUGCCAAGGUGAAUGCUACUAUACAUAAGUUUCAUCAUGAAUUAACAUUAGAUGAAGAAGAUACAGGAUUAUUAUUAAGAAGACUCUAUGAUAAAAAGAUUGAAGAUCCACAAUAG
This is a messenger RNA of Funneliformis mosseae, 387 nucleotides long. Lineage: Eukaryota; Fungi; Glomeromycota; Glomeromycetes; Glomerales; Glomeraceae. The record is from the annotation of a GenBank genome assembly.